AUGACAGUGGGCACGAGGAAGCAUGUUUUGGACGACGAUGACGAUGAAUAUUGCAAUCACCUGGUGGGCAGCCAUGGGGAAAGCAUGGCCGAUAGAUCGGGCAAGAGAAUAAAACUCGACUCACUACUAGAAGAUCUACACUUGAAUGAUGACAAGCCAACGCAUUCAUUUAUAGAUAAAAAGGACAAAGGUAAACGUGAUUCUUACAUCAUACCCCACGUGAAAUCACCAUUUGGAUUAGGCAGUGGGGGCAGUGGAGGAGGCAUUUUCAAAAAACCCAAUGCUCCACAAUCCUACACGUUGUCUCAAUUGGACAACUACAUCAAUGGGCGUAUAGUUGAUCAUUUCCAGAAUAUAAUCACGUCGAACAUGAAAAUGAUAACGUGGUACAACUUUAAAUUUUUAAUCGUAUAUGUCUACCGACGAUGGUUUGUCAAGCUAUUCAACAGGUUUUUGAGGAAAUACAAUACGAAAAACCAAUCCAAGAUUCACCCGUUCAACACAUACGAGAAAGUGCUACAGUUGAUACCAGAGGGGCAUCUAACUUGGAACGACUUGAAGAAGAUAAUUGCCGAGGAGAACCGAUUAGAGAUCAAGAGAUUGCAGUUGAAACAGGAGGUUAGAGAAUCGCAGAAAGAAUCAGAUAGCAUUAAACGGGAGGCAGAGGAAUAUAAAGGCUUGGGCUAUAACUAUUGGGAUAACCUCAAGCUAGAUGGGGAUCUAGACAUGUUGGAUGAUGAUGCCGAUGAGGCGAAUGAGCCCGUGAAAAAAAUUGUUGAGUUGAAACAUGAUGAUCCUGAUGAUCGCGAUGUUCAGAUGAAUGACGAAUCCGGCUCCGGCUAUGUGGAAGCUAAUUAUGGAACGUACUAUCCGUCGCAUGCCGUGCAUUGA
Messenger RNA from Lodderomyces beijingensis, 891 nucleotides. The record is from the annotation of a GenBank genome assembly. Lineage: Eukaryota; Fungi; Ascomycota; Pichiomycetes; Serinales; Debaryomycetaceae.